Molecule: messenger RNA, 714 nt
Organism: Olea europaea var. sylvestris
Lineage: Eukaryota; Viridiplantae; Streptophyta; Magnoliopsida; Lamiales; Oleaceae
Exons: 2
Coding region: 1-714 (237 amino acids)
Source: RefSeq, a predicted model, not a curated record
AUGCGUCGAACCUACCGACGUCUCUCCGAUCUGUUAAAGGGUAGCGGUGUCGAGUACAACGAAUCCACCGGUCGAGUCGUCGCAUCAGAGGAAUGGUGGAAUAGAAAAAUAAGGGAGAAUAAAGACUAUAGGGAGUUCAAAGACAAGGAUGUGAGCGAGAUAUACAUUCGCUAUCGUACACUUUUUGGCGACAGCUACGAUGGGGAGAAGUACGCGAUCACGCCGACUAAGUUGUGCCGAACGGGGUUCGGGUUGUUUGAGGACACUGCGUUCGAAGACACUAGGGAUGCAAUCCCCGUUGACGAGGAAAGUAGUGGUUCAAGUGACGAGGCUGAGCAAAUGCUCGGUGGAUCCCGCUUAAACGUAUCCGACACCAUAAGCGGUGGUAAAAGAAAGUCCUCCGGUGCGACGCGACGGGGUAAGAAGAAAAAAACAUCUGCACGCGAGCUGUCGUUCUCCAUCGAUCGAGCCACAAGUGUCGCGGAGGAGGUAGUGGCGAAGCUUAAUACCAUGAUGGGCUCAAAUGACAACACCGGCACUGCCUGUAUAGAGAAGCUACUGGCGGCUGGACGGUUCGAACGGCGUAUACCUCUAUACUUUUUCGCCUGUGCUAUUCUGGCUAAAAAACACUAUCGAAACAUGCUCGCCGUUAUGAAAGAUGUGGAUAAAAAUUUUGAAUGGAUUAAAUGGCUUUUCAAUGAGCGGGGCAAGUAA